Molecule: messenger RNA, 528 nt
Organism: Postia placenta MAD-698-R-SB12
Lineage: Eukaryota; Fungi; Basidiomycota; Agaricomycetes; Polyporales; Adustoporiaceae
Exons: 5
Coding region: 1-528 (175 amino acids)
Source: RefSeq, a predicted model, not a curated record
AUGGCGCUGUCUGCUGAUCCCCCGCCUCCACCUGCUGAUCUGCGCCGUGCCGUAACCGGUCAUGACGAUUGCGGUACCGCGUGCGUCCGGAGCGACGAUUUGCUUCCGUCGAGUGAGUCGCCGGCGUUCCCUGGCGUCUGGGGAAACAAUAUUUGGGUGACGGAGGCGACACCUACUGGAGAUAACAACAGCGAUGUGGACGGCGCUGCAAGGCAGCCUGAUAGCGAUUUGGGUAUUGUGAUGCACAAUGGCACGGUCUUGAGAUAUACGGAUCUAGCACCUGGAGCGUUAGCCGCUAUGACAUCGUCCUUGGAUUAUAACAUCUUGAUCCAGGGCAAGCUCGUGCUGAUUAUGGAAGAUGGAACAGAGACAAAGUUCGAAACGCCGGGGGACAUCGUUAUCCAGCGGGGCACAAUGCAUGCUUGGAAGAACCCAGGACCUGGUUGGGCCCGCUGGGUGACCGUAUUGGUGGACGCGAAGCCGGCUGUGAUAAAUGGCAUCCCUCUGCCUAUGGAGGUCCGGCGGUGA